Magallana angulata is the source of this 2570-nucleotide messenger RNA. RefSeq lists its product as uncharacterized. Gene Ontology annotation, biological process: positive regulation of DNA-templated transcription. Gene Ontology annotation, cellular component: chromatin; nucleoplasm. Lineage: Eukaryota; Metazoa; Mollusca; Bivalvia; Ostreida; Ostreidae. Gene Ontology annotation, molecular function: ubiquitin-protein transferase activity; zinc ion binding; protein binding. The transcript is spliced from 3 exons. Bases 307 to 2325 code for a protein of 672 amino acids. The record is from RefSeq and is a predicted model, not a curated record.
CAAAAUAAUUAUAUAGUGAGAGAAUAAUUUAACUUGAAUUUGGAUUUAUUAAUUUGAAAUUUUCAUGUUACAUAAUUGACAAACACUGGUAGAGCUAGCUUUGACAUCCUUUCCCACAAUUGUAUAACAGAGAUAAUGGCUUUUAAUUUGAAAGGAUGAUAAAAUACUUGUUUAUAUUAAGUGUUUACAUCAUGUGAUAUUUUAUUUUUUUUUAGAUCGCUACACCAGGAAGAGUAGGGUGAUUCAUCAUGGUGUAGUGAAAAGGUUAAUUUUAAAAAUAGUUAUGUCCAGAUAAGACAUGACACUAUGGAUCCUCAGUGCAGAGCGCAAGAUGUCUUACGGUGCUCCAUCUGUGCAGUCUCUAUCCCCUCGAUGCAUUGUGAUGUUUGUAAUAGCUGUCUGUGUAAAAGCUGUGUUGGUGAACAUCUUUCAGAUUUGUCGAAAUCUCAUAAAGUGGUGCCCUUCGAACAGCGGAGUUCUACCCCUAAUUAUCCUACUUGUACGCAGCACACUACCAGGCAGUGUGAACUUUUUUGCGAACAAUGUAAAAUUCCUAUUUGUGUGCAAUGUGCAUCUUCUCAAGAUCACAGGCGCCAUGAAUUUGUUAACAUUAUGACAAUUUUUGAAAAAAAAAAUAAAGACUUGCAAGAAGAUUUGAAAGAAUUAGAAAAAUCAAUAUACCCUAAUCAUCAGAAAUUUUCAUCAAACAUCCAAAUAAAAAAGGCCAACCUUAAAGAAAAGACAAAUGUAUUGACAACAGAUAUUGACACUCAGGGAGAAAUCUGGCACAGAGAAAUAGACGCUGUCGUCAAGAUUCUAAAAUCUAAAAUUCACGAGAUAGAAUCCUAUCAAAUUGGUGUGCUAGAUAAACAACAGGAAGAAAUAAAUCAAAUUAUUUUUGAAAUACAGCAAGUCAUUAUUAAUUUGAAGAAAGUGCUUGUCUCAAAUGAUAUGUCCUUUGUCUUCAGUAACAAAUCCAGGAAUACGGAAUUUAGGAACUUGCCGCCUGAAGUCAACGUUUCCUUACCGAGGUUCCAUUCUCAGAAGAUUGAUACAAAAAAGCUUCAAGAACAAUUUGGUUCUCUAUCAUCGAUGUCUGAUUCAAUGUAUGAGAAUGAAUCCGCAAUGGGAAAUCUGGUGUCUGAUGUAAAUGCAGAAUACGAGAAUGAAUUCACAAUAAAUACUACAGGAAAAGAAGCCUCGAUGCCUAAAGAACCGAAAAUCAUAGUUGCUAGAAACGCCGGUCAAGGGGUCUUGAAUAGUUUGGUUUGCUUGAAUGACAAUGAAAUUUGGACAUCUGGUCAAGACAGCACCAUAAAGCUUUACAACUUGCAAGGUGAAUUACUUUCGUCAAUUCAAACCAAAUCAGGAAACUGGCCUUGGAAUAUAGCAAUCACAAGGAAUGGAGACCUCUUGUAUACUGACCCAAAAGAUAGAACUGUGAAUAAAGUAAGGAGUAAUCAGAUACAGGUGGUGACAAGACUAGGAAGUUGGACACCACGAUCAAUAUGUGGAACUCACACUGGUGACAUCCUGGUUCUGGAGGUCAGUUAUGAUGAAAAACAAACACAAGUUGUGCGCUACACCGACUCAUCCAAAAAACAAACCAUUCGUGUUAACAGUAAUGGCAAGCCUCUCUAUUCCUUCGGGUACUACAACAAAUUCAUUUGUGAAAAUAAGAACCUAGAUAUAUGUGUAUCUGACUAUGGAGCAGGUGCAAUAGUUGUAGUGAAUCAGACCGGUAAACUGCGGUUUAUAUAUACUGGUUCUCCGGGUACUACCGAGGGAUUAUUUUUUCCAAGUGGCAUCGCAACAGAUAGCCAGAGUCAGAUCCUGACUGCAGAGAGUAACAGCCAGUGUAUUCACAUCAUAGAUCAAGAUGGACAGUUCCUCCGCGAUAUUAAACACAACGACCUACAUUUUCCUCGUGUUCUGUGCAUGAACAACAGCGGAAAUAUUUUCGUUGCCGAGUGGGAAGCACAAGUGUUUGAUGUUGGCGUGCAGGAAACUGAAACUUCAAGAAGACUGAAUUUGGAAAACGGUGCAAAUUACAAACUCUUUGUCACCAAGGAUUCAAUAGACCUUGGCGAUUUCAACAGACAAGAAAUCAAGAUUAAGUGGCCGCUUAAAUACAUACGCCGAUAUGGCUUUCACACCAGGAAUCUCUUCAUGUUGGAAGCAGGAAGGCGAUGCGAGACCGGUGAAGGCUGUUUCAAUUUCUUUAUAGACAGAAAUCAAAAAGAGUUAAAAAUGGCCAUAGACAAUGCAGCUUACGAUCAAAGCGAGGGGGCGUUCUCUGUUAAAUUCAGGACACUUCGGAACUAAGCAGGAGUUAUAAAACUCAAAGGAUGCAGGACAUAACUGAACUAACUUCUAAACCUUAAUGAUUCCAUGAAAGUUAUUGUAUUUUAUUAUAUAAUUAUUUUCGGUAUCAGACACCAUAUCUAUCUAUCUAUCUAUCUAUCUAUCUAUCUAUCUAUCUAUCUAUCUAUCUAUCUAUCUAUCUAUCUAUCCAUCCAUCCAUCCAUCAAUCCAUCCAUUGAUCCAUCUAUCUAUCUAUCUAUCUAAUU